AUGAUAUUCACACUGCCAUCACAGUCUGAAGAGAAGGAUGCUACCAGAAACGAGACAGAGAACAAGCAGAAUGCGCCCAAAAUAGCGAAGAAAGAGGGCGAUUACGAGCCACUGCUUGACGAAGACCAAAAGAGGUACGUGAUGUUUCCAAUUCAGUAUCCUGAGAUCUGGGAGUUCUACAAGAAGCACGAGUCCACCUUCUGGACCGUAGAAGAGGUCGACAUGACAUUUGAUCUCCAGCAUUUCAACUCCCUUAAUGCAAAUGAACAGUACUUCAUCAAGCACGUUCUUGCCUUCUUUGCUGCCUCAGAUGGAAUUGUAAAUGAGAACCUGGCCGAAAGGUUCUCCAACGACGUGACUGUGCUUGAAGCCAAGUGCUUCUACGGGUUUCAGAUUGCAAUUGAGAACAUCCACUCUGAGAUGUACAGCAAGCUGAUUGAGACACUGGUUUGCGAUAAAACGGAACAAGACUUCCUAUUUAAUGCAGUUGACAAUAUUCCAGCAAUACGAAAGAAGGCAGAUUGGGCAAUGAGGUGGAUUGAGUCUGCUGAAUCAUUUGAUACGAGAAUGGUUGCAUUUGCCUGUGUUGAGGGAAUUUUCUUUAGUGGAUCAUUUGCUGCCAUAUUCUGGAUGAAGAAGAGGGGAUUGAUGCCUGGUUUGUGCUUCUCAAAUGAGCUGAUUAGCAGGGACGAGGGACUCCAUUGCGACUUCGCCUGUCUCCUUCACAAAUACAUCAACAAAAAGUGCAAGAACAUCACUCAGAUCGUGAAAGAGGCCGUUGUGAUCGAGAAGGAGUUUCUGACUGAGUCAUUGCCAGUUGACCUGAUUGGGAUGAACUCGAAGUUGAUGAGCCAAUAUAUUGAGUUUGUAGCAGACAGGCUGCUCUACGCAUUGGGGGAGUCAAAGGUGUUCAAUGCUGAGAAUCCAUUUGAUUUCAUGGACAACCUGAGUCUCCAGGGAAAGACGAACUUCUUCGAUAAGCGAGAGGCAAACUACCAGAAAGGAUACGUUGGAAUUGAAAACAACUUCGAAUUUAAGUUGGACGAGGAAUUCUAA
This is a messenger RNA of Enterospora canceri, 1056 nucleotides long. The record is from the annotation of a GenBank genome assembly. NCBI's taxonomy places the organism in Eukaryota, Fungi, Microsporidia, Enterocytozoonidae.